This is a messenger RNA of Zychaea mexicana, 2555 nucleotides long. RefSeq lists its product as uncharacterized. Bases 172 to 2538 code for a protein of 788 amino acids. The transcript is spliced from 6 exons. The record is from RefSeq and is a predicted model, not a curated record. Gene Ontology annotation, molecular function: protein binding; protein-containing complex binding. Lineage: Eukaryota; Fungi; Mucoromycota; Mucoromycetes; Mucorales; Lichtheimiaceae.
CUACUAGCCUUCGUAGCGUCAUCAUCUUAACGCUCAGUAAUUCAGCGUAUUAUCAACCGCCAGACUUUCCCAAUUGAUUAGUAUGCUUUUAGUUAGUGUUUUAUUUCCUCGGGUUUAAAGAUGAUUGACAUGAAAGGCUCUGUUUCACUAUGCAACCAAAAAGAAUAGGCGAUGAGGCUUUGUCUUUCUCUGUUAACCAUCAUGACCGAUGUUCAACAUUCUCCUCAAUGGUCGGCACAGUCGCCGCCAGUCGGAAGAUCGCCGUCGCCCUUGACAACGACCACAGCUGCUGCUACUACAAUCCCAGAGGAAGUGCUCAAUUCAUUGCGACGACAUUCCCUGUUCCAACGAUCCAAAAACCAACAAUUCCUAGAACGAAUUGCUUGUAGCAUGAAUAUUCGUACAUAUUCACCUCAUGACAUAAUCAUUGUUGAAGGCGAACAAGCCAAGGCCAUGUUUUUGCUGCUACGCGGCUCGGUGAAUGUGUGCUCCGCUGACUUUGAGCGAAUUUAUGCAACCUUGGAGGGAGGCGCCUGCUUUGGUGAAAUUGGUCUCUUGUAUGCCAUACCACGGACCGCAACAGUCAUGGCCGCUACACCCUGCACAGUCGCUGUCCUUACAGCCGAAGCUGUAUCGGCUAUAUUACCGGAUUACCCGGCUGUUGAACGCAUUUUGAGGUUUGAGGCCCAGGAACGCAUGUCCAUGUUGAAUAAGAGUAAAAAAGAAGCAGAGUGCAAUCGACGAAGUUCUGGUGCAGUGGAUUUUUUUGUCACUUCAAGCGCAUACAGUUUUUUGACAAAGGUGUCAUUCUUUAAGGACUGUCCCGAGGAUUUUCUUCAUCGAAUAUCACUGAAGAUGGAACCUAGAAGCUAUCGACCUAAUACGAUGAUACUUAAUAAGGGCGAUAUUGGUCAUGAAAUGUACUUUAUUGUUGACGGCACGCUCCAAAUUAUCAAUCGACGGGCAGAAGGGGCGGUGGCUAUUGCGAGGUUGGGCCCUGGUGACUUCUUUGGUGAAAUUGCCAUCCUUCUCGACGUACCACGGACGGCAAGCGUGCAAUCGAUUACACCAGUAGAAUUGUAUGUUUUGAGCAAAAAAGAUUGCUUACAAGUGUGCCACGACUAUCCAGACAUCACAAGCCAAUUUAAAACUCUGGCUGACAAGACACUCAGAACGAUUAAUGAGUUGAGCCUGAAAAUUGACUCGUUUGAGGAUCAGCAAGUGGAUACGGUCUCAGGCGGUGUCGUUUACGUACCAGUGGAAGAACAGGAUUAUGGUGCAUCGUUGGCCCCCAUCGACACUACAGCCAUAUGCAGCACAACGAGUGACCAAGACCCUACAUUGCCAACCAACGUCAACCGCCUACGCGACCGUGAAACGCGGCCACGAAGGCCAAGUAUUGCCGUUUGGUCAGAUCCAUCUCUUCUUGCUGCUACAUCACCAUCGAAACCGGCAACUUCGAAACGACGUUCUGUCACCAUUAUGGAAGAAACGUACGCAUUGGAAGCAGCAUCAGAAAGAGACAGAUUGACAGCAUUGGAUACAAGCAUCAUCGCGCGGAUUGCUACUCUACUAGAUUUUGCCAGCAUGGUUCGCUUCUCAUUGUCGUCCCGCAAAUUAUAUCGCACGCUUCACAAACAGCAUGUCCAGACACAACAGAUAGACCUGGGUAGCAGCAAUCGAUUAAUGACGGACGAAACGAUUGAGCUAUUGAUCGACAUGAUUGGCCCUCACGUUGAAUCAUUAUAUUUGACACACUGCUUCCACUUGACCGACCAAGCUAUCACAAUGAUUGCCCAAAAUGCUCCUCAUUUGAAGAAACUCGAUCUGAAUUCAUGUUGGUUGAUCACGGAUCGCAGUCUGGACGCCUUGCGACAUUUACGCUGGCUCGAUUUAUCAAACUGUCGCAAAAUAACAGACGCCGGCAUGCAACGAUUACUCGAAAACAACACCGAUUUGCAGCACUUGACAUUAUCCUACUGCAAGAACCUGACUGAUCAAACCAUGCUGUAUUUUACCAAAUACUGUACACGCAAUCUCGAAUACCUCAACCUGCAGCGGUGUACUAAGAUAACCGACCAAGGCUUUGUUUCCUGGCUCAUCAAAGCACCAAACUGCUUCACCGCCCUGCACACACUCAACCUGAGCGACUGCAGCUUCUUAACAGACAGGUCGAUUGCCCAUCUAGUGAUUGCAGCCCCGUAUUUGAAAGACGUGUCUGUCAGCUUUUGCUGUGCAUUGAGCGACUCGUCACUUGAAGAAUUGGCCAAGUUAGAGCAACUCGAAUCGCUAGACGCAAGUUAUUGUGGAUCGGCCGUAUCGGACGCAUCGAUUACUACUUUGCUGAAAGGAACAGCUAAAACUAUUCGUCGACUCAAUAUUCGUGGCUGUGUACGGAUCUCGGGUAUUGGCCUUAUCACAGGCAUGGAAUACGCAAAAUCAUUAGAGUAUGUGAAUAUCAGUCAGUGUCCUGGUAUCAGCCCUCAAGUACGCACUUGUAUGUCUGUUUCAGGGCAUAUCGACAGCUUCUUCCACUGAUUGAAUUAAUAAAUAUU